Molecule: messenger RNA, 2691 nt
Organism: Colletotrichum navitas
Lineage: Eukaryota; Fungi; Ascomycota; Sordariomycetes; Glomerellales; Glomerellaceae
Product: glycosyl transferase family group 2-domain-containing protein
Exons: 5
Coding region: 1-2691 (896 amino acids)
Source: RefSeq, a predicted model, not a curated record
AUGAAGGCUUUCAAGUCCUACAUCGCGCCGGAUAAGGCAGCGGCCGAAGCUUCGAUGCCCAGCACAGUCCAACCGUCGACUCCCUCGCCGAAACUACAGUCCGAGAAGCCAGGCCCCUACCGCAGCAACAGGGCGUCCGCUCGGCAGUCGACAGUGAGCUUGGCGCUCACGGCGGGAAUGAGGGAUAAGCAUGCCAGCAGCAUCAAUGAUCUCUGGGCCGACGUUACGGUACACAGCUUGUACCAGGACCAGCUCCGGAAGAUGUACGCCUCGGCCUGGAACCUCGGUGAGGGCUGUGUUCUGAAGAAGGGCCGCAACGACUAUGUCUGCGCCCCUCCUCAGCUGGCUACUAUCCCGAAUGGAUUCUUCGACAUGGUCGGCCAGCUCAACGUCAGCUGUGCCAUGACUGUAAACACACCCGUGAUCCAGUCCAUCAUCCACGGCUUCUUGAAUAGCGGAGAACAGAUGGCCUCGAUCCCUCUAUCUGGAGGCCUGCAACUGCAGGUCCUUCAGAGAAUGACAGACCUGCCCCGGUGCCAAAAGCAUCACUUCGCGGCCUACAUCCUGGACCCCCCCCUUCUGGUUGUCUGGGACGAUGACGCGAACAAACUCCACAAUCGCGCAGAGAGUCUGGAGGAGAUGAUCAUCGCUCACAUUUGGCGAAGCGAAUCCGCUGACGAGGAAGAGGCCGAUGAGAAGAAUGAGAAGCAACCCAAAGUCGGUGUUGAGGAACUCUCGCCUGCAGCGCUUGAGGAGGCUCUCAGGACCGAGGCACGGCCAACUCGGGUGGUAAGCUCUGCCCUCGUGGCGUUGGCCCUCGGCCUCAGUAUCACGUGCUUGGGUCUCGGUUGGAGAAGUCUGGCUCUGGAGGUCACAGUCGACGGCUCUUACGCCCGGCUGGGGUUAGUGGCAAUGGCACCGGUCACUUUCUUCAUGAGCUUGUUCUUCUUCAUCUCCAUUGCUGGCGUCAUCUUCCAAGUCUUUGGCCCUAUCUCCUCGAUUAACGCCAACUCCGCAAACUAUUCUGGCAAACCUCCUCGCCGACUUAACCCGUACCAACAACAGCUGCCCCAUGUCACUUUUCAGAUGCCCGUUUACAAGGAAGGUCUGAGCGCCGUCAUCAAGCCCACGGUCCUUUCACUCAAAGCGGCCAUCUCGACCUAUGAAAUGCAGGGCGGCUCUGCCACCAUCUUGGUCAACGACGACGGUAUGCAGCUCAUCGACCCCGAGGAAGCUGCCGCCCGCAAGGAGUUCUACAACGAGCACAACAUAGGUUGGAUCGCUCGUCCUGGCCAUAAUCCGAAGCCCGAGGACCCCGCCGAGACGCCCUUCAUCCGCAGAGGCAGAUUCAAGAAGGCCUCCAACAUGAACUACGCCCUGAUGACAAGUAACAAGUUGGAGGAGAGGCUCAACCAGGUCGACCGCGGCAGCAAUUGGAACCAGGAAAGCGAAGACAGGGUCUACGAACAGGCCUUGGCGCAGAUCAUUGAAGAGUCUGAGGGCCGCACCUGGGCUGGAGGAAACAUCCGCAUUGGCGACUACAUUCUUCUCAUCGACUCCGACACCCGCGUCCCUCGUGACUGUCUUUUGGACGCUGUCAGCGAAAUGGAGGCUUCUCCCGAAGUGGCCAUCCUCCAGUACACCUCUGGCGUCAUGAACGUCUCCGACUCGUUCUUCGAGCAGGCUGUCACCUGGUUCACGGAAAUGAUUUACGCCAUGAUCACCUUCAAUGUCGCCAAUGGCGACAUUUCACCCUUCGUCGGCCACAAUGCCGUGCUCCGCUGGUCCGCUAUUCAAGAUGCUGCUUCCUAUAUAGACGAAGAUGGCUACGAGAAGUUCUGGUCCGAGUCCCACGUCUCGGAGGAUUUCGACAUGGCUUUGCGGCUGCAGACAGCCGGUUACAUCAUCCGAUACGGCGCCUACACCGGUGACGGCUUCCAGGAGGGAGUGUCCCUGACGGUCUACGACGAGCUGGCCCGCUGGGAGAAGUACGCCUACGGCUGCAACGAGCUGCUCUUCCAUCCCCUCCGCUUCUGGCCCACUCGUGGCCCCUUCACACCCCUCUUCCGCAGGUUCUUGACGUCCAACAUUGCCUUCUUCAGGAAGUUGACGAUUGUGGCCUACAUCGGCACGUACUACGCUAUCGGUGCGUCGUGGAUCCUGACAUGGGCCAACUACUUCAUCACUGGGUGGUUUAAUGGCGUGUUCGAUAAGUACUAUCUUGACUCCUUCGCCAUUUACUUUGCCCUCAUCAUCGUGUUCCCGCUCUGCGGCAACGUCGCUCUGGCCGUCCUUCGGUAUAGAUUGGGCCAGCAGUCCCUCAUCGCAGCCUUAUGGAACAACUUCAAGUGGAUGCCAAUCUUCACCAUUUUCCUCGGCGGUAUCUCACUCCACGUCUCCAAGGCUCUUCUCUGCCAUUUCUUCGAGAUCAAUAUUCAGUGGGGCGCCACGUCCAAGGAGGUCGAGCGCUGCAACUUCAUGGAGGAGAUCCCCAAGAUCAUCAAGAGCUUCGCGGGCACCUUCAUCUACACCUUCGCCGGGACUGCUCUCAUCGUCUGCGGCAUCUACGUUUUCCCUCCCCUGUGGCAGAUCAACACCUUCGCUACCCUUUAUCCCGUGGGCGUCUCCGUCGUGUCGCACUUUGCGCUCCCCGUGCUCCUGAACCCGGCCUUGAUGAAGUUCACCUUCUAG